Molecule: messenger RNA, 3687 nt
Organism: Xyrauchen texanus (razorback sucker)
Lineage: Eukaryota; Metazoa; Chordata; Actinopteri; Cypriniformes; Catostomidae
Product: matrix-remodeling-associated protein 5-like
Cellular component (GO): extracellular region
Molecular function (GO): protein binding
Source: RefSeq, a predicted model, not a curated record
AUGAGUCGUUUUCAUGCUCAGCUUUUCAUGAUGCUAGCGAUAGUAGCACUGCCAGUACUGGUACAGUGUUGCCCACGGACAUGUAUAUGCCACCAGCCCGCAGAGGUGCUCUGCACGUUCCGCUCCUUACUUACCGUGCCAACUGGUGUGCCCAAACAGGUGGAACGGAUGAACUUUGGAUUCAACACUAUAAAUAAAAUAACAUACAGCUCUUUUGUUGGGCUACGAAAACUAGAGCUGCUUUUGAUGCAUGGGAAUGAUGUGCAUCGAAUUCCUAAUGGAACAUUCCGUGACCUCAUAUCUCUUCAGAUACUGAAACUAAGCUAUAAUAAGCUUACGGUAAUUAGCAGACAAACACUUAUGGGUCUCUGGAGUCUCACUAGGCUGCAGCUGGAUCACAACAAACUUGAGUUUAUCCACCCUGAUGCAUUUCAAGGCCUCACCUCUCUUCGUCUUCUGCAAUUGGAGGGCAACCAGCUUCAGCAGCUCCACCCAGCCACCUUCUCCACUUUCUCUAUUCUUGGCCACUUCCCAGUGUCCACCCUAAAGCACCUGUACCUGUCUGAUAAUAUACUGACCACAAUGUCACAGAAGACACUGGCAAGCAUGCCCUACCUAGAAAACCUGGCCCUGCAUGGGAAUCCCUGGACCUGUGACUGUCGUAUGAGAUGGUUCAAAGAGUGGAACACAAAUACACAAAGUGUGUUGAAAUGUAAGAAAGACAAAGCCUAUUCUGAAGGCCAGCUAUGCCCUAUGUGUUCCUCUCCAAAACAUCUAAAGAAGAAACAUCUCCAGGAGAUAGAGAACCCCACUUGCAAUACUCCCGUUCUCAGAACCCCUCAAAGAGUCAUUUCUCCCAAGGACACAGAAAGUGACGUCCUGAAAAUGGAGGAAUUUCGUCAACCUCUAGGCAACAUUUCCCUGGGCUUGUCAGAUGAACAUGGACAUCAAGUAGACCUGAACUGCCUUGUCACUGAGCCAGGACAGCUGACUAGCAUAAGCUGGUACUAUGUUAACCUGUAUCAAAUAUCAGCAAACCUUAAUCUGACAUUAGAUCUACAUUGCCCCACUGACAGGUCCAAUUAUGAGAGGUUGUGGCGAUUGAUUGCAUUUUACAGUGAUGUUCCAGCCCACCUUCGAAGGGAAAUUAUGCUAAGUAAGGACCCUUACAUCAGCUUCAGAUAUAGGCAAGAUGUCGAAAGGGAUGCUCUUUACCAUACAGGAUUGAAAGCAAACAUAGCAGCUGAGCCUUCCUGGUUAAUGCAGUCAUUAAUGAACCUCCAGCUUAACAGAAUUCAGUCUACAAGUAAAACUGUUCGACUCAUUCUCAGCACCCAUCUGACUGAAGUUUUGGAGACUGAAUCUAUAAGACAGCAGAGAAGGGGGUGGGUUAUAAUUGAGUCAAAAAAUGACACUAAAACAAUGCAGGCUGCUGUAGUGGGAAGUUCUAUUGAGAUAAGUUGUGCCAUACAUAGCUCAGGGAACCAGUCAGUUAAAUGGGUGCUCCCUGAUGGCUCUACAUUAAAAACACCUUUUAGCAGUGGUGAAAACAGGCUUACAGCAUCAAGUUCUGGCCAGCUCAAAAUCAAAUCUCUUGAUCAUUCUGAUUCAGGAGUGUACUAUUGUAUUGCACAAGUUUCUGAUGACCCCAGUAACCUCCCUUUUCGUCUGACAGUGGAGGAAUCAUCCAGCCCACCUCCUGGAGGUGAAGGAGUAACAAAGCCAGUUACAGGAUUUGCAGGUGGACCUGUUUCCCUUCCAUGUGUUGCCACAGAUGCCUAUUUAGGAGCUAGUGUCGUACAGAAAUCAAGGGUUCAGAGGUUUGAGGUCCUCACUAAUGGCACACUCGUAAUCCACAAUGUACUUCCUCUGGACCGAGGCCAGUACCUCUGCUGUGUCCAAAACCAAUAUGGAAAAGACGACCAUGUGUUGCAGCCACACUAUAGAGAAACCACAGCGUACCUUGGAGAAACUUUUGAUCUUGAUUGUCAGUCUCAAGGACAUCCUCAGCCUCGAAUCACCUGGGUCCUCCCUGAUAGGGCAAUGGUACAUUCUAGUGGACCUACUCAUGGCAUGUCUGUGCAAAGGGUCUCAGCGUCAUCAAAUGGAACUCACAUAAAAUCUGCUAGUCACACAGAUCGAGGAAUUUAUAAACGCAUUGCUAGCAAUGCAGCAGGUGCUGAUGCCAUAUCUGUUGGCUUGACUGUUGCUGCCUUGCCACCUAUCAUUCAACAGCCAAGACUUGAGAAUAUCACUCUUCCAGAAGGAAGCACUGCCUACUUGAAUUGCACUGCUAGGAGUGCCCCUCCCCCUUCCAUUGGCUGGGCCACCCCUGAUGGCAUGCAACUCCGUCCCUCUCAAUUUAUUAAUGGACAAAACUUGUUUGUCUUCCCUAAUGGUACACUUCAUGUUAAUAGUCUUGCUCUGACAGAUACAGGGAUAUAUGAAUGCAUAGUCACCAAUGUGGUUGAUGUGGUCUAUGGAAGAAGAUUGUACCUGGACUGCAUUGUGCCAGGGAAUCCAGAACCAAGGAUCAUCUGGAGGACUCCAUCCAAAAAGCUUGUGGAUGCUCACUACAGUUAUGAUCCGAGGAUUAAAGUAUCUGUCAACGGUACACUAUCCAUCCUAUCAGUGACAGAGAAAGAUGAAGGUGAAUACCUCUGUGUUGCUCACAACAAAAUCGGUGAUGAUUUUGUGCCCCUUAAGGUCAGCGUCCUAACAAAACCAGCCAAAAUUCAGCAGAAGACAGAUGUGGACAGGAGUGUUUUCCUGCUUGAUUGUGUGGCCUCUGGGCUACCCAAUCCAAAAAUCCACUGGGCAUUGCCUGAUGGUACCAUGAUCAACAAUGUUAUGAAGCAUGAACAUAAUAUUGGGAGUCGAAGUCGAAGAUAUGUUGUCUUUGACAAUGGAACACUCUUCUUCAAUGAAGUAGGGAUACAUGAAGAGGGUGACUAUACUUGUUAUGCUGAGAACCAAAUUGGUAAAGAUGAGAUGAAAGUGCAUGUCAAAGUAAUUGCAGAUGUGCCUGUGAUUGAGAAUAAGACACAUGAUGUCAUCAGGGUUCUCUAUGGAGAAUCUGUCUCUCUGAAAUGCAUUGCCAAAGAGGCUACUGGCACCCCUGUUUCACUUGUCAUGUGGGUUCUCCCAGAGAAUGUUGUUCUCCCUGCACCAUAUUAUGGGAGUCGAAUGACAGUACAUCGCAAUGGUACUCUGGAUAUUAGCUCAGUGAGAAUAGCAGAUUCAGGCCAAUUUGCCUGUAUUGCUCCCAUUCUUUCCAAUGGAACCCUCUCUAUUCAGCAAGCCUCUGUCCAUGAUAGGGGAUCUUACACUUGCAGGGCUUCUAAUGAAAUUGGAAACUCCCUGCUCACUGUUCCAGUUAUUAUCAUUGCAUAUCCACCAAUUAUUACUAGUGGCCCAGCUCCUGCCACCUAUGCUAGAAGAGGAAUAGCAGUACAACUUAACUGUGUAGCCAUAGGUAUACCCAAAGCAGAAGUGGCAUGGGAGACCCCAGACCUUACAUGGCUUGUUGCCAGCUCCCAACCACAUCUGUUUGGGAACAAGUACCUCCAUCCUCAGGGCUCCUUAAUCAUCCAGAAUCCCACAACACGAGAUGCUGGAUUCUACAGAUGUACAGCCAGAAAUGUGGUAGGGGCUGAUUCAAAAAGUACAUACCUGUAUGUGUACUGA